UUUUUUUUUUUCUUGCCCAGGCGCUGUUUUCGUCUCCUGGAUGAUGAGGUGCGUAUUCAGAGGCGCCACCGCACCGGGCUGAGGAGGAGGCAGAGCAGACAUACAACAGAGCUUACUCUCCGAGACAUCCACAGGAGCCGCCGACAACCAUGAAGACCAACCGCAGGUCGAGGAGUAGAGAUUCACCCGCAGGCGAGACGACCGAGUGAAGAGGCGGCAUGGCGGGGGGUCGGAGGGGACUUGUGGCCCCGCAGAAUACUUUUUUGGAGAAUAUCGUCAGACGGUCGAACGUUUGGACACUGUCACAUAAACAGACAGACACCAACUUUGUCCUGGGGAACGCCCAGAUAGUAGACUGGCCCAUCGUCUACAGCAAUGAUGGUUUCUGCAAGUUGUCGGGGUACCACAGAGCAGAAGUGAUGCAGAAAAGCAGCACCUGCAGCUUCAUGUACGGGGAGCUCACGGACAAGGACACAACGGAAAAAGUGCGGCUAACAUUCGAGAAUUACGAGAUGAACUCGUUUGAAAUACUGAUGUAUAAGAAAAACAGGACGCCGGUUUGGUUUUUUGUGAAGAUCGCUCCCAUUCGAAACGAGCAAGAGAAAGUGGUCCUGUUUCUUUGCACGUUCAGUGACAUCACCGCCUUCAAACAGCCCAUCGAAGACGAUUCCUCCAAAGGCUGGGGGAAGUUUGCUCGACUGACUCGAGCUCUAACGAGCAGCAGAGGAGUCUUACAACAGCUGCAGCCCACAGUUCACAAGGGAGAGAAUGUCCACAAGCACUCCCGCUUAGCUGAGGUACUGCAGCUCGGCUCAGAUAUCCUACCUCAAUACAAACAGGAGACUCCCAAAACCCCUCCGCACAUCAUCCUGCACUACUGCCUCUUCAAGACCACGUGGGACUGGGUGAUCCUCAUCCUCACCUUCUACACCGCCAUCAUGGUGCCCUACAACGUCUCCUUCAAGAUGAAGCAGAACAACGUGACGUGGCUGGUGGUGGACAGCAUCGUGGACGUCAUCUUCCUGGUGGACAUCGUUUUGAACUUCCACACCACGUUCGUCGGACCCGCCGGCGAGGUCAUCUCGGACCCCAAGCUGAUCCGGAUGAACUACCUGAAGACCUGGUUUGUUAUCGACCUGCUGUCCUGCCUGCCGUACGACGUCAUCAACGCCUUCGAGAAUGUGGAUGAGGGGAUCAGUAGUCUGUUCAGCUCACUUAAGGUGGUCCGGCUUCUCCGUCUGGGUCGGGUUGCCCGCAAACUGGAUCACUACAUUGAGUACGGGGCGGCUGUACUGGUCCUGCUGGUGUGUGUUUUUGGACUGGCUGCCCACUGGCUGGCAUGCAGUUGGUUCAGCAUCGGCGACUACGAGGUCAUCGAUGAAGAAACCAACAUCGUGCGCACGGACAGCUGGCUCUUACAUCCUGGCGGAGACGGUGUGGGCACGCCGUACCGCUUCAACACCAGCGCUGGGAAGUGGGAGGGCGGACCGAACAAAGACUCGGUCUACAUCACCUCGCUGUACUUCACCAUGACCAGCCUGACGAGCAUCGGCUUCGGGAACACGCCCCGACCACGGACGGAUGAGAAAAUCUUCGCGGUGGCCAUGCUGAUGAUUGGAUCUCUGCUUUACGCCACCAUCUUUGGUAACGUGACGACAAUCUUCCAGCAGAUGUACGCCAACACCAAUCGUUACCACGAGAUGAUCAACAGCGUCCGGGACUUCCUGAAGCUCUACCAGGUGCCGAAGGGCCUGAGUGAGCGAGUCAUGGACUACAUCGCCUCCACCUGGUCCAUGUCACGGGGAAUAGACACUGAAAAGGUGUUGCAGAUUUGUCCGAAGGACAUGAGAGCAGAUAUUUGCGUUCAUCUCAACCGGAAGGUGUUCAAAGAGCACCCGGCCUUCCGGCUGGCCAGCGACGGGUGUCUCAGAGCGCUGGCCAUGGAGUUUCAGACCAUCCACUGCGCCCCCGGCGACCUGAUCUACCACGCCGGGGAGAGUGUGGACAGCCUCUGUUUCGUGGUGUCGGGAUCACUGGAGGUCAUCCAGGACGACGAGGUGGUGGCCAUUUUAGGUAAGGGAGACGUAUUUGGGGAUGUUUUCUGGAAAGAAGUGACUCUCGCUCAAGCCUGCGCUAACGUCCGAGCUCUGACCUACUGCGACCUCCACGUCAUUAAACGAGACGCCCUACAGAAGGUGCUGGAGUUCUACACGGCGUUUUCCAACCACUUCUCCAGGAAUCUGCUGCUCACCUACAACCUGCGAAAAAGGAUCGUCUUCCGAAAGAUCAGCGACGUGAAACGAGAGGAAGAGGAGCGGCAGAGACGUAAAAACGAGGCUCCUCUCAACUUGCCGCCGGAUCACCCGGUACGGAAACUCUUCCAGCGCUUCCGACAGCAGAAGGAAAGCCGCCUGGUGCCCGGAAAGCCAGAACUAGAUGACGACAUCGAGAAGGGCCCGGUGUACGUGGACAUCCCCACAGCUAAAGCAGCCGUCACAGCUACCAGCAUCGUCACGGUGACGGAAAGCCCUGCAACACCCUCCCCUGCAACGCCUUCGUCUUCGACACCCCCCAACUGUGCUCCCUCAGACAAGUUGAAGCUGAAGGUACCAGCACCCGUUUCUCUGAUAGGGGGCCGCGCUAAUGAACCGGUCAAGGUCAAAGGCUGGGGUCUCUUCAAGGAGUCCGUGGCCAAAGCCGACAACUGGAACAAAGUGUCCAAAGCCGAAUCCAUGGAGACUUUACCUGAACGGACCAAGGCGCACGAGUCCCAGACGUCUCUCAAGAAGACGGACUCGUGUGACAGCGGCAUCACCAAAAGCGACCUGCGCCUGGACAAAGUGGGCGAGUUCCGCUUGACGCCCCAGGACCGCAGUCCCGUCCAGCCGCCGGAGACCCGGCACCCCUUCUACCCCAUCCCGGAGCAGACGCUCCAGGCGUCGCUCCAGGAGCUCAAGCUGGAGCUGAAGGACGACCUCAAGAGCCUGGACGUCCGAAUGUCCGGUCUGGAGGCGCAACUCACAGAGGCACUUCAACUCCUCAAAGCGAGGAGAUCAAGUGUCGGCUCUCCGCAGCCACUCUUUGACCUUUCUAGACCGGCGUCACCAGAGCUGGACAAAGAGGACAUCUUCUCCUGAGGGGUGUGAAAGGUUAACUAAUCAGGUUAACUGUGCACUCAGCUGGAAUCCAGUAAUAUUCAGAUUACCUGGAUAGCUGAGGCUGCAUCGGGCACACCUUUUUAAGAUUGGGCAACAGCGUGGUCUUCAAAGACGCACCGGCCUGUAUCGCGGGGGUGUGCCCACCCAUCAAAAAGGGAACGUAGCGGUCGUAGCCCAGAUCCUGUUGUCGUAACACUGAACGCUCGGAGGUUACGAAAAAAACCACUGACAGCUCUAUGUUUGUACAGAUGUUUGAUUUAUUUUUCCAUCGCACUUUAAUGGGAAAAAAAAUAGCUCGAGCGGUUAGAUUUUUAUCUCGAUUUCAGAGAACGGGAGAACAUAGUUGUAUCUCUGUUGGGAAGAGAAUAGAAACAGCAUGACCCCACUGGUUCGUGGUGAAUCGUUUGUAUGAGAUUCUUUGCA
Messenger RNA from Cyclopterus lumpus (lumpfish), 3581 nucleotides. RefSeq names its product potassium voltage-gated channel, subfamily H (eag-related), member 1a (gene kcnh1a). Gene Ontology annotation, biological process: regulation of membrane potential; potassium ion transmembrane transport. Gene Ontology annotation, cellular component: membrane. Gene Ontology annotation, molecular function: delayed rectifier potassium channel activity. Lineage: Eukaryota; Metazoa; Chordata; Actinopteri; Perciformes; Cyclopteridae. The record is from RefSeq and is a predicted model, not a curated record.